UAAACCUUCCCUUUUGUCUGUCUGUUUCCAGACGAAGACUCAUCUCCCAACGCUCUUCGCUUGAAACGCUAGAGGACAUUGAGGAGAACGCUCCUCUUCGCAGAUGCCGGACCCUAUCGGGUUCACCCCGACCAAAGAGCUUUAAGAAGAUCCACUUCAUAAAGAACAUGAGGCAACAUGAUAUACGCAAUGGAAGGAUAGUCCUAAUCAGUGGCAGAAGAUCCUUCUAUAGUGUUUUUUCUGUCCUGCCAUAUCGAGAUUGUAGCCAAGCAGGGGAUGUGAAGCUGGAAGGAGGAGGGCGUCAGCGGCACCCGUCAGGAGGCGCCAAGGAGAUGCUGAUUGGACUGGAGGGAGUGGAGCUAGGAGCGGAUGGAAAGACUGUGUCCUACACCCAGUUCCUGUAUCCCACUAAUGCGCUGGGUGGUCGUAGGAACACCAUCGACUCCACCUCGUCCUUCUCUGCGUCUCGUAACGCCAGCCAUAGAAGCCUCAGUUUGGGCCGAGCCAACAGCAACCAGAGCAGCGUAGACACAGGGAAUGAUUUGGGGGAAUUUCGUGAGUACGAUCCCAACCUGCUAGAUGACCCGCAGUGGCCUUGUGGAAAACACAAGAGGGUCCUCAUCUUCCCCUCAUACAUGACUACGGUCAUUGAAUACGUCAAACCCUCUGACCUCAAGAAGGACAUGAACGAAACCUUCAAGGAGAAGUUCCCCCACAUCAGGCUUACCCUCAGCAAGAUUAGGAGCUUGAAAAGGGAGAUCAAAAAGUUGGCCCAGGAUGAAUGUGGUUAUGAGGAACCAACGGUGGCCAUGGCUUUCGUCUACUUUGAGAAACUGGUGCUUCACGGCAAACUGAACAAGCAGAAUCGUAAACUGUGCGCUGGAGCUUGUGUCCUACUGGCGGCCAAGAUUGGUGGCGAUCUCAAGAAACACGAGGUCAAGCACCUGAUAGACAAACUGGAAGAGAGGUUCAGAGUGAACCGCAGAGAGCUGAUAGCCUUCGAGUUCCCGGUGCUGGUGGCGUUGGAGUUCAACCUGCAGCUGCCAGAAAACGAGAUCAUGCCUCACUACAGACGCCUGCUGCAGACCUCCUAGCAUUAGUGAACCAUCAGGAGGACGCCCAGCUCCUUCUGAUCCUCUGCUUCCCACGGUAUUCAUCCCCCAUCCUCCAUCCUCUCUCUUUGCCACGUCUGACGGCUCCGAGGUUCAGCCGGCUGUCACUCACCUGCAGCCGACAACUCUCCUCCCUCUCAGGAGAUCUGAAAUCAGCCAAAGGGACACAUUUUCUAAAACGUUCCUCCCUUGUUUGACUUUAUUCAUCUUCACCACACAGACUUCUGACAGAAAUUGUUCAACCGUCUGCAAACAGGUUGUUUGCAUGUUUUAACGUCUUCAUAUUCACUUUGUAUAUUUCAAAGCUCUCUUGUUGAUUAAGAGAGCCUUUUUUGUUUGAAUCUGAUGGGGACAUUGUUGACAGUUAAAGCAACCAAUGAUUGUAACAUUUGGUCAUCUCUUUUCAUUAAUCUUCUCCAUGUAAACUCCGGUAUGAUUGGUUGCCUCUUGACUUGCAUAAAAUCUAAACAAAAGCCUUUUUAAGCGGCUGGUUUUGGCUGGACUUCCUCAGAGUGACUCGUGUUUUUCGCAAGUAAUCAUCUUAAAGUGCACUUUUUUAAUAUUGCGAGACAUAGAGGGAAAAGAUGCCGUUUUAAUGAGCUUGAACUAACCCUGGAAAAUAAGCUGUGUUCAUAAACACCACUCACAAGUCAUUUGAAAUAACGUUUUGGAUUAUUUAUCUCUUAUAGAUCGUUCACCAUUUUCUAUCUGCACGAAAAGUAUUGAUUGUUUGCAUACAGGUCCUUGCAGACAAGAUGGGACUUCCUAUUUUCACUGAAGUAUUCCAUUGAUUUUCUACCAUUCCUUUCAUUUUCUACCAUUCCUUUCAUUUUCUACCAUUCCAUUCAUUUUAUAUCAAAUGCUUGCUAUGGACUUAAUGAGACAAGACCCACUUUUAUCAGUGUUGAGUUUCCUGUGCUCUAUGUUAGAGUAUAUUGCUAGCACAUUUACAGUGCUAUAAACGGGGUCAGGAAGGCAGGUUUGAAGAGGUGUUCAUGAGUGCAAAAAUGCCAUUAAACAGUGAUCAGGAUUAGCAGCAGAUUGGCCACGUGGUGCUCUGGUAUUGAGAGUCAAUUACUUUACCUGGACUGAAACCCUGUGCAAGUAAUCCUCCGUCCUGCUGAAGUGUACUUCAGGCUUCAAGGACACUUUAUUUGUCCUGAUUCCUGAUCUCUGAGGCGGAGGAACAUCUUAACAAGAUCCUGACUGGAAUCAAUGAGGGAUCCAACAUUUUCAUAUCACUCGAAUCAGAGUUUGUUGAUUUGGAAAUAACAUUUUAGAAACAACAAAUAAUCUAACUAAUUAUAGUAUAGUUACAUUCAUUCGGCAUGUAUCUCAAGUUGAUUUCAGCUUCUUUAUAUUAGCUUAAACUAGUUUAACAAAAUACCACAGAGUAUUGAGGAAAAAGGUAUUUCAUGCUGCUCCAAGUAUUGACGAUAUGAGUUAACAUGAUCACAAUAUCAAAACAAAUUGUAAUGAGAAAAGCAUGGUGAUUAAAGGUCAAAAAAUGCUGAGCUUAUUUCUGUUUGCAAGCCCAAAGAGUUCGCUAUGAGAUGCACACUGAAGACUCUGUGAGGAAAGACUGGUGGGCAACUCUUAUUUCCUGUGUAUGUUUGUAAAUAAAUUGCUUUGCUUGUUCAAUCAAAAAAAGACUCUGGCAUGUUUUUACUUGAACAGAAAUUGCACUUUUUGCGUCAUUGCCCCCUCCCCAGGUCUAGUUCCUUUAACUCUUUAUACAGCAUACAGAAUCUUGUUUCUCUUUAAUGUCAAGUGAAGCACUUAACAGGUAAAAAGCAUGUUUUACUGCGUUAUUAAAAAUGUGGUUUGUUGUACCUGUAACCACACCCAACAUGUCAGAGGUCCUGGAGUUCACCUGUGGGUGUGGUUUUGUUUCUUCGAGGUCGUUGUGACAUAACUCUUGCAACUGUCAUCCGAUUUUGAAUAUAAUGUUUCUAAACUCUGAUUGGUGCAACCAAUAUGUGAUGUAAUACUUUACAGUCAAGGCCUGCCCGCUUCACUUCUUUGAAAAGAUCCUCAGCCAAAAUCCUAGCUAUAGAAAUCUCUCGUGAAUUAACACUUUUUUGGCAGAGAAGUUAUUGUUGUGAAACCAACACCCAUAGAAAGGGCCUGAUUGAGAAAGAAAUGUUGGAGGAUCUUCUAAUAUCUUUCCAAAAUCCAUUGUGCAAUGAACGUGUGGGAAGAUAAGAUUUACAGUGAAUACAGACUUACCUAAGAUAAUUGGGCUUAUUUUCACAAAGGUUUGUUACAUAAGAAUAUCCUUGGUUACUGUGGGAACAUUUCCCCCAGACUCGCCUGUUCAGGCUAGUUUUUAAGCGUUUUGCAGCUUCCCUUGCGGCUGAACCAUCGUUACAAUAAAUCUGCCAGACUGAGA
Messenger RNA from Notothenia coriiceps (black rockcod), 3504 nucleotides. It is a transcript of the gene cables1, whose product is annotated as Cdk5 and Abl enzyme substrate 1. The record is from RefSeq and is a predicted model, not a curated record. Gene Ontology annotation, cellular component: cytosol. NCBI's taxonomy places the organism in Eukaryota, Metazoa, Chordata, Actinopteri, Perciformes, Nototheniidae. Gene Ontology annotation, biological process: nervous system development; regulation of cell cycle. The transcript has 9 exons. The coding region runs from base 168 to 1094 and encodes 308 amino acids.